Rhinichthys klamathensis goyatoka is the source of this 2004-nucleotide messenger RNA. RefSeq names its product anaphase promoting complex subunit 7 (gene anapc7). Bases 113 to 1813 code for a protein of 566 amino acids. Gene Ontology annotation, molecular function: protein binding. The transcript is spliced from 11 exons. The record is from RefSeq and is a predicted model, not a curated record. Lineage: Eukaryota; Metazoa; Chordata; Actinopteri; Cypriniformes; Leuciscidae. Gene Ontology annotation, biological process: cell division.
UUUCCUUCCGUUUAAAAAACUCUUCUCUUCAGAACUGCUGCAUCUUCCGCUUUGUUGCUGCGUAUCUAUUAACUAGAAUUUUUCUUCCAGAUCGAAAGAUAACCGAUUGAAGAUGAAUGUGAUCGAUCAUGUGCGGGAUAUGGCCGCGGCCGGACUGCACUCUAAUGUCCGGAUCAUCAGUAGUUUACUCCUGACCAUGAGCACCAACAACCCCGAGCUGUUCUCACCAUCUCAGAAGUACCAGCUGCUGGUGUAUCAUGCUGAUGCCAUAUUCCAUGAUAAAGAGUACAGGAACGCAGCCUGUAAGUACAACAUGGCUUUACAGCAGAAGAAAGUGCUCAGUAAAACAUCUAAAGUUCGUCCCUCCAGCACAGGCGGCACGACAUCUGCAGUGCAGGCACAGAACUUGCCAUCAGAGAUUGAAGUGAAAUAUAAAAUCGCUGAGUGUUACAUGAUUCUGAAGCUGGAUAAAGAUGCCAUAUCAGUGCUGGAUGGGAUCCCUUCACGCCAGAGAACGCCAAAGAUCAACAUGAUGCUGGCGAAUCUUUACAGAAAGGCCGGUCAGGAACGUUCAGCCGUUACGAGCUACAAGGAAGUGUUGAGACAGUGUCCUCUGGCUCUUGAUGCCAUUAUUGGGCUUCUGUCUCUGUCGGUGAAGGGGGCAGAGGUCGCUUCCAUGACGAUGGACGUGAUUCAGAGCAUCCCCAAUCUUGAUUGGCUGUCUGUCUGGAUUAAAGCACAUGCUUUCAUACAUGGAGGGGACAAUCAGAGAGCGAUCAACACUAUCUGCUCUUUGGAGAAGAAGUCACUCUUGAGGGAUAAUGUGGAUCUUUUAGUGACCCUGGCGGAUGUGUACUUCAGGGCUGGAGACACCAAGAACUCCAUCUUGAAGUUUGAGCAGGCGCAGAUGCUUGACCCUUACCUGAUCAAAGGUAUGGAUGUAUACGGCUAUCUUAUGGCCAGGGAGGGUCAUCUAGAAGACGUGGAGGUUCUCGGAGGACGGCUGUUCAACAUAUCUGACCAGCAUGCAGAGCCCUGGGUCAUAUCUGGAUGUCACAGCUUCUACAGUAAGCGCUACUCUCGCGCCCUCUAUCUGGGAGCUAAAGCCAUCCAGCUGAACAGCAACAGUGUGCAGGCGCUCCUCCUGAAGGGGGUCGCUCUGCGAAACAUGGGCCGAGUGCAGGAAGCCAUCAUACACUUCAGAGAAGCCAUGAGACUGGCGCCCUGUCGUCUGGACUGCUACGAAGGUCUGAUUGACUGCUACCUUGCGUCUAAUGGUAUCCGGGAGGCUAUGGGAAUGGCUAACAAUAUUUACAAGACGCUGGGAGCGAACGCCCAAACUCUCACCAUCCUGGCCACAGUGUGUCUGGAAGAUCCCAUGACCCAGGAGAAGGCCAAGACUCUGCUGGACAAAGCCCUCGCUCAGCGGCCCGACUAUAUCAAAGCUGUCGUGAAGAAAGCAGAGCUCCUCAGUCGAGAACAGAAGUACGAGGAAGGAAUAGCACUUUUACGAAACACUUUAGCCAAUCAGAGCGACUGCGUGCUGCACAGAAUGCUGGGGGAUUUUCUCGUAGCUGUUAAUGACUAUCAGGAGGCGAUGGACCAGUACAGUAUAGCGCUAAGCCUCGAUCCAAACGACCAGAAGUCUCUGGAGGGCAUGCAGAAGAUGGAGAAGGAGGAAAGUCCCACGGACGCCACGGUGGAGCUGGACGGGGACGAUAUGGAGGGCAGCGGGGAGGAGGGAGACCUGGAGGGCAGCGACAGCGAGGCGGCGCAGUGGGCCGAUCAGGAACAGUGGUUCGGCAUGCAGUGACCCUCAACUAAAAGACUCUUAAGAGCUUGUGCACUUCAGACUUCAAAGAAAACAUCCACACUUUUGCAUUUUGAUGUGUUUGAACAGAGAGAUGCCGUAAUGCUCACUGCUGCCCUCUGGUGGUGAGUCACAGACACAAUCCAAAUUUUCUUGUCCUCAGUUUUGUCAUAUCAAGAGAUUUUAAUUUUCAG